Molecule: messenger RNA, 930 nt
Organism: Entrophospora sp. SA101
Lineage: Eukaryota; Fungi; Glomeromycota; Glomeromycetes; Entrophosporales; Entrophosporaceae
Source: the annotation of a GenBank genome assembly
AUGAUGAAAGCUGUACUUGCUGGUCACGCAUCUCAAUUACACAUUGGUGAAUCAUCAAAACCCGAUCCAAACGACUAUGAUGUAUUAGUAAAAGUAAUUAUAAUUAGUAUGUACCCUGUACCAAAAGGUGUAAGCCAGAUUCUUGGUCUUGAAAUUUCUGGAACUGUUGAAAAUGUUGGUAAAAAAGUCACAAAAUAUAAGUUUGGUGAUAAAGUAUUUGGAUUAUUGUAUGGAGGUGCAUACGCCGAGUAUGCACUUAUAAAUGAAGACAUGGUAAUGUUAUUACCAGAUCAAUUAACUUUUCAACAAGGUGCUGCAAUACCUGAAGUAUGGUUUACUGCUUAUCAGGCCUUACAUUUGAUUGCCAACAUUCAAGAAGGUCAUAAUCUUUUAAUUCAUGCUGGUGCAAGUGGUGUUGGAUUAGCACUUGUAGAAUUAUCAAAAUUGGCUAAAGCUCGUAAUAUUUUCGCUACUGUUGGAUCAGAUGUUAAAGUAAAAUUUAUUGAGAAAUUAGGGGUAACCAAAGGAAUUAAUUACAAAGUUGAAGAUUUUAAAGAAACGGCAAAUAUUAUCAUUGAUCUUGUGGGUAAAGAUUAUUGGCAUAAAAAUAUGGAUUGUCUUGCAGUUGAUGGUAGGAUGGUAAUUCUUUCUUCAAUGUCAGGUGCGGCUGUUAGCAAUGUUGAUUUAAGUCCAUUCCUUCGUAAAAGCAUUCGUGUCGAAGGUUCACGUCUAAGAUCCAGGCCACUCGAUUACCAAAUUAAUCUUAGGAACCUAUUUUACAAAAAUAUAUUUCCAUUAUUCACAACACCUGAAUCUCCUUUAAAAAUCAUAAUUGACAAAGUAUUUGAUUGGAAAAAAAUCUCUGAGGCGCAUAAAUAUCUAGAAAGUAACGUUAAUAUUGGUAAAGUUAUUAUAAAUGUUACUGAUUAA